Molecule: messenger RNA, 1709 nt
Organism: Amoebophrya sp. A120
Lineage: Eukaryota; Dinophyceae; Syndiniales; Amoebophryaceae
Source: the annotation of a GenBank genome assembly
UCGUGCUAAUUUAUUUUUCAACAUUCGCAUUGUGUACAAGACGAAAGUUUAUUUGAUCGUGCCUUCGUGCUGACGCCCCUUCAAACUCUUCGUCCUUGUCUGCACAAAAACUACACGCGUGAAGUAGAAAUCUGUCGCGUCAAGCGAUGUUGUGGAUCAGUGCAGAUUCACUUCGGGCGAGAAAAAUUUGAUCAACUUGUUGGACAGCAAAAAAAAAAAUCACUUUGAGUACUAUCGUGAUCAUGUCCUCCGGCCGUCGCGAGACUUGUUCUAGUGGCAGUUCCUGACGUCGCGCCGGAAUACAACGUAGGGAUUAAUUUUUCACUCGGAAAGUUCUUUCGAUCAACCAACUUCGAGACGACGACCCAUAAAGACGCGGCAAGAUGCUGAACCAGAAGUACCCCGAAGUUUUAGACUGGGGCAAGUACCUGGAGACGACUUCCACCUGCCGCCGGUUCACCGCUUACACCUGGCCCAAGGGGGAGGGGCAUCCCCAACCCAAGAAGAAAACCAAACUCAUCGAUGAGCCCGUGUACCCUUUCAUCGGUCCAAAGUACAAGCUUCCCUGCGCACUCCCGGAGGGGGAAGACCAGAUGAGCAUGCUGAUCAAGUCGCACUGCUCCAGGGACGGGGUGCCCAGCGUGCCGAGGGUAGUACUUCGUUGAAUCGUACAACUAGGGGCUCGGACAUUUAUAAUUUUGGCGCAGUUGACGAUUUUGUGCACUCAUAGUACUCAACACCUCGCUUACUUGCAUCUCGUCAACAUCGUCCAUGAAUCAACUAUCAAUUAUGAUCGCGAUACACAACACCAGGAUUCGCGGUUUACGAAGCAAGGCGUGAUUAAGGGCUUAAUGCAGAAAGUGAGCGCCGCCGACAAACUGGGCCCCGGAGAAUACGACGUGAUGAAGGAGGAUGAGAGGCGAUACGGGACCAAGGGAUACACCUUUCCGAAGGCCAUUGAGACGCCAGACCAGGUUCGGGCGCGCUCGGUGCUGUCCCAAAUUCCUCCACCUGGGAGUUACGACGUGCGCGGUACUUCUCACUGCUACAGACCAAUUCUCAUUUAUCGAUUUUCAUCGAAGUUCUUGCAUAUGUUCUAUUGUCGUCCGUGUACUAAAGCCUCAAUUGUUCUCUCCGUGUGUUGUAGCGUCUUAUUUCCGAGUUGUGCCGCAACAAACAAAGUUCUCUUCCGGAAUUUCGAUUCUCCCAAGGAAGCAAUCAAAAAUGAUCCAGGUAUUUUUGAUUACUCGGACGAUGAAGACGACAUGUCAACGCUAUCGUCGAAGCCCAGCCACGCAACAGCGCAGGAUAAGGAUUGAGGAGGGAAAAGAUGGCCGGAAGAAGGGAAAGUGUGGAUAGAAAAAAGAGACAUUGACUAUCCAACCCAAUUCAACGAAUAGAGAAUUCCAAAAAGGCACUGCUCACCAGUGCAGCCAUUUGUUAGUUUUACAGUUUAUACUUCUAGGGAGCUUGUAGCAGCGCGCAGUGUAGUAAGUACUAUCUGUGCUUGUUCACCAGUGUGGCGAUACUGUUCUGAUUUUUGUCGAAAGUAUUGGAUCGUUCCCCUUUCAAGUGUAUCUCAGUUGGCAGCUGCUUCGGGAAGAUUUGAAAAAAGUUCACGGGCCAAGAAAGCAACAGUGUUCUUCGCCCGGGUAGUUGUGAACAACCACUCAUGUCAAGUACUUACUUUUCCUGUCUUUUGUUCGCGG